UGUGUGUUUGUCUAACGAAAGGUAAACGCAGCAGAGCCGUCGUCGUGAACCCACAGGAAAAAAUGAAGCGAGGCCGGCGACUAAGACGCAAUGUGGACGCCGACACGAAACGGAAUUUCUUCGGUGCUGGAUGCCAUUCGGUGCCACCGGUUCGUGUGUGUGCCGUUUUCCAGUAUAACGCCUUUCACUCUUGUCGUGGGUGUCUCUCUCUGUGCAUAGAACUAGGGAAAGACGAAGAAGAAAAAACCCCAAAACAAAUUUUUGAUAUGAAAAAUCUACGAAUGUACGUGAAAGAAGAAGGAGAGACUGGGAGCGUCCGGGGCGUGCCAAUCGAUCCACUACGGGACUGAGAGAGUCCCCAACGUUCACUCUCUAAAGCCUCUCCUACUAUAGGUCCAUCCAUAAGCGAACGAAACAAACGAACGAACGAAGGAAUGAAAGAACGAAACAAGACGAGACAAUUUAAAAGGACAAGUGAAACCCAUUCACCUUGUUCAGUCUCUUACGGCGCUCGCUCUCAACUUGUUCUCUCUUCUCCUCCUCAGCUCCUAGCUUUUAGCAAAAGUCGACGCACAUAACAGUCGACGCAGUUGUCCGUUCCCUCACAGUCUCAUUCAUCAGUCCGGCCCGGAUACAAGCAAAGUUAACUUAGCUCCGUCCCCUUUUUAAUUAUCCUCACUCCCAGCCACCCAAACACAAUUUGGAUUGAUCCACCAUCAAAAGUGAUUUGAUUUGUGAUCCCCUUCAUCGAAGAGGUUUUGUCUCCACCCAGGAAUCCAAAAUGAGAUCCCAUCAGCUGAUCGCGUUGGGAUUACUCGUCACUGCGUGCGUUUUGAGCGUCCGCUCCAGCGACGACAGCAGCAAGUGCGCCUUGCUCAUCCCCGGCCCCACGACCAGCACGUGCGUCAGUUACGAUGCCAUCAACAGAGCCUUCAACACCGCAAAGGCAACCACCCGCCUCGGCGGCCCCCAAUCAAAGAGCAAAGAAUUGAGCGACAUUGAAAUCGACGUACUCGGCAGGACCAUCGUCGAGACCAGCCGCAUCUUGGCCAAAGAAUUCAAUUUGGCGCCAGAUGCCAUCCACAUGGGAUUGCCAAUGAUCGACACCAGACACACGGCCAUUGACGCCUACUGCCCAGUCAGAUACCAGCGACCCCAAUGCAAGGUCCAGCGCUACCGUGAACUCGACGGCAUGUGCAACAACUUGGAAAAUCCCCACUGGGGCGCCGUCAUGGCCCCCUUCCGUCGACUCCUCGCACCCAACUUCCAAGACGGUGUCGACGCGCCGCGCGUUUCAGCCAGUGGCGCCGAAUUGCCAACAGCUCGACUCGUGUCGUCCCUCACUCACAAGGAUAUGGGCUUUCACGAUCACGCCGUCACCAUCUACUUGCCGGCCUGGGGACAGCUCAUCGAUCACGACAUGGCGAUGGGUGCCGAAUCCAAAGAUCCCAAGACCAACUCUGAGCCCAAAUGCUGCAACGUGCCAGAUAAUCAACGCCACCAGGCUUGUUGGCCCAUCGACAUCCCCAAUUCGGAUCCCUUCUACAAACUCUUCCGCCGGACCUGCCUGGAUUUCGUCCGCUCCGGCAACGGAGUCAAAGAUUCCUGCAAGCUGGGCACCCGAAUCUCCGUCAACACCGUGUCCGCCUACCUGGACGCCAGCCACGUCUACGGCAGCGAUCUGGAAACGAUGAAGAGACUGCGCGUCUUCAAGGGCGGCCAAUUGAAAAGCAACGCCAUGAACCGCCACAAGGGCAUGAAGGACUUGCUCCCGCCCCAGAUGGAGAAUCCCGACGCCAAUUGCAAACGACCCAACAAGGAUGUCCACUGCUUCAUGGCCGGUGACGCUCGAGUCAAUCAACAAAUGAUGUUGGUGGCCCUGCACACGAUCCUGAUGAGAGAACACAACCGCAUCGCCCUGGAACUCAGCCAAAUCAAUUCGCACUGGGACGACGAGAAAAUAUUCCAGGAAACGCGUCACAUCGUCGCCGCCAUCGUCCAGCAAAUCACCUACAACGAAUUCUUGCCCAUGGUCCUGGGCAAGGAAGUCAUGGAACGCUACAAUCUCCUCGGAGAAAGACAAGGAAUGUUGAACAAGUACAACCCGAAAUUGGAGGCCAGUCUGCCGACUUCUUUCUUCGCGGCCGCUUUCCGUUUCGGUCACUCCCUCAUCCCCAACGCCCUGGAACGCUGGAGCACAUCCCACAAAUUCAUCCAGUCCCGACGCCUCAGCGACAUCAUCAACAAGCCGUUCGACGUCUACACCGGCAACACUUGCGACGAGUACCUCACCGGAUUCAUGAACCAAAUCUCACAGGCCGUCGAUGAUUCCGUCUCACAAGAGUUGACCAAUCAUCUCUUCAGAGACGAAACUAGCGGAUUCGGCUCUGAUUUGGCCUCGUUGAACAUCCAGCGCGGCCGUGAUCACGGCGUUCCUUCCUACAACGCCUACCGAGAAUUCUGCGGACUCCGUCGCGCUCGCCACUGGAACGAUUUGGCCGGAUCUUUCAACAACGAAACCCUUCACAAAUACAUGCAAGUCUAUUCCACCCCCGACGAUAUCGAUCUAUGGUCGGCUGGUGUCUCCGAAAGGCCUUUGCCCGGCAGCAUGGUCGGCCCCGUUUUCGGUUGCAUCAUGGGAGAAACGUUCAAAAAUCUUCGCCUUGGCGAUCGAUUUUGGUUCGAAAAUGCCGGACAGCCCAGCUCCUUCUCCCAAGACCAAGUGAACGAAAUCCGCAAGGUCAAAUUGUCCCGCGUCAUUUGCGACAACAGUGACCACAUCGAAACUGUUCAAGUUUACGUCAUGGUCCUUCCGGACGCCGAAAUCAAUCCUCGCGUGGCGUGCAAAUCUGGAAUCCUGCCACGCAUCAACUUGGCCAAGUGGAAGGAAUAAAAAACAAAAAUAGGAAAAAUCGCCUUGGUUUUUUCUAAAAGAAUCAACAAUAGGUUGUAUUCUUUUAAAAAUAUAUUAGAUUAGAAAAAAAAAUGGAUUUAAAAGAACGAAAAAAAAGGGAAACAAACCCAGAGAUUUUAAAGGCUACAAAUCAUAUUAAUAUAUAUUAUACAAUGUCUUCUAUUUUUUUAUUUCUCGGAGAAGGUCGUAAAGAAAAAAAUUUCAAAAUUAAAUAAAAAUACCUUCAUAUAUAUUUAGAAAGAAACUAACUAAUGGUAAUAAACCAAUAGUAAAUAGACUUAGAGUGCGUGUAAAUAUAGACGAGGGCAAACCAUUUGUGUUUUAUUGUCAAAAAUAAAGAGAGCAAAAGCACGAAUUCCUCAAGGAAUUCCUGGUUUUCUCCAUGGAAAAAAGCGAAAGAUUCAAGAUGAAGGAAAGAUUUAAACCUCCCCCUACCCCUUAUUUAUAUGCAGAAAUGUCUCAUACAAAAUUAUUUUUCUUGCUCACGGUGUGAAACAAAAAACCUGAUAAUUCAAAAUACACGUGACGGGUCUUGUAAGAACCACCACAACCCA
Daphnia pulex (common water flea) is the source of this 3468-nucleotide messenger RNA. Its product is annotated as peroxidase-like. Gene Ontology annotation, biological process: response to oxidative stress. The record is from RefSeq and is a predicted model, not a curated record. Gene Ontology annotation, molecular function: peroxidase activity; heme binding. The transcript is spliced from 11 exons. Bases 782 to 2893 code for a protein of 703 amino acids. Lineage: Eukaryota; Metazoa; Arthropoda; Branchiopoda; Diplostraca; Daphniidae.